AUGUCUAGUUUACAAUUAUCCAAGGGCGCCUUGAAACAAGUGUUUUCAAAGGAAGGUCAUGAUAGUGUUCAAAUUCCAAUGAUUCUUCAAAUCACGAACAUUAAAGCUUUUGAUGUGCUGCCAUCUGAUCUGAAGAAGUUCAGAAUUUUGGUCAACGAUGGAGUGUACUCGACCCACGGGUUAAUAGAUGAAUCAUGUAGUGAAUAUAUCAAAAACAAUAAUUGUCAAAGAUACGCAAUUGUUCAAGUCAAUGCUUUUUCCAUUUUUGCCACACUGAAACACUUUUUUGUGAUUAAGAACUUUGAAGUCUUAGCCCCUACUAGUGAAAAGUCUCCUAAUAAUAUUAUACCAAUUGAUACUUAUUUUCUUGAACACCCAGAAGAAAAUUAUUUAACUGUGAUGAAAAAAUCCGAGAGUCGUGACAGAGAAUCUCCAGUGCCAGGUGUCACCCCACCUCUUGCUCAGUCAACAAACAGUUUCAAAUCUGAAGUAGGAGGCGGUGUUGCAGCUCAAUCCAAACCAGCCGGUACUCAUAGAAAGGUGUCUCCAAUUGAAACAAUUUCUCCGUAUCAAAACAACUGGACAAUCAAAGCAAGAGUUUCCUACAAGGGAGACCUUAGAACUUGGUCCAAUAGCAAAGGUGAAGGUAAAGUGUUUGGUUUCAACUUAUUGGAUGAAUCAGAUGAAAUAAAAGCUUCUGCAUUCAACGAAACUGCUGAAAGGGCCCACAAGUUGUUAGAAGAAGGCAAGGUCUAUUACAUUUCCAAAGCCAGAGUUGCUGCAGCAAGAAAGAAGUUUAACACAUUAUCGCACCCUUAUGAACUCACAUUCGAUAAGGAUACUGAAAUAACCGAAUGUUUUGAUGAGUCGGACGUCCCAAAAUUGAAUUUCAAUUUUGUCAAGUUAGAUCAAGUCCAGAAUUUGGAAGCCAAUGCCAUCAUUGAUGUUCUUGGUGCUUUAAAAACGGUUUUUCCUCCAUUCCAAAUUACAGCUAAAUCUACUGGUAAAGUUUUUGACAGAAGAAAUAUACUUGUUGUAGAUGAAACUGGGUUUGGGAUCGAGCUUGGUUUAUGGAAUAACACUGCAACUGAUUUUAAUAUUGAAGAAGGUACUGUUGUUGCUGUCAAAGGUUGCAAAGUGUCCGAUUAUGAUGGAAGAACAUUGAGCUUGACUCAAGCUGGUUCCAUAAUCCCAAAUCCUGGCACACCUGAAAGUUUCAAAUUGAAAGGUUGGUAUGAUAACAUUGGUAUCCACGAACUGUUCAAGAGUUUGAAAAUUGACAAUGCUGGUAGUGGAGGAGACAAGAUCUCGCAAAGGAUUUCCAUUAACCAAGCCUUAGAAGAGCACUCUGGCUCAACUGAAAAGCCUGACUACUUUUCCAUAAAGGCAAGUGUGACCUUCUGUAAACCAGAAAACUUUGCUUAUCCAGCUUGUCCUAAUUUAGUUCAAAAUGCUGAUGCUACCAGGCCUGCACAAGUAUGUAAUAAGAAAUUGGUUUUCCAGGAUAAUGAUGGUACUUGGAGAUGUGAAAGAUGUGCAAAGACAUACGAAGAACCAACCUGGCGUUACGUUUUGAGCUGUUCUGUCACCGAUAGUACGGGCCACAUGUGGGUAACAUUGUUUAAUGAUCAAGCCGAAAAGUUGCUUGGCAUAGAUGCAACUGAAUUAGUCAAGAAAAAAGAGCAAAAAUCAGAAGUGGCAAACCAGAUCAUGAACAACACAUUAUUCAAAGAGUUUAGUUUAAGAGUUAAGGCCAAACAAGAGACAUAUAAUGAUGAAUUGAAAACAAGAUACCUGGCUGCAGGAAUAAAUGAACUUGAUUAUGCAAGUGAGUCCCAAUUUUUGAUCAAAAAAUUGGAUCAACUAUUAAAAUAA
Candida albicans SC5314 is the source of this 1875-nucleotide messenger RNA. RefSeq names its product replication factor A subunit protein (gene RFA1). Gene Ontology annotation, cellular component: nucleus. Gene Ontology annotation, biological process: DNA repair; DNA recombination; DNA replication. The record is from RefSeq and is a predicted model, not a curated record. Bases 1 to 1875 code for a protein of 624 amino acids. Gene Ontology annotation, molecular function: DNA binding. The transcript has a single exon. Lineage: Eukaryota; Fungi; Ascomycota; Pichiomycetes; Serinales; Debaryomycetaceae.